AUGUUUUUGGGAUACGACUUGAGAAGAUUGACGGCAACGGCGGAAAGGAGGGCGCGACAGAGGAAAGAAAGCGGGCUUCGGCCUGAGAGAUCACGCCGCGUUUUCAAUCUGUUGUCGGAGGCCGACCCAGGUGAAGUUUCAAUAACAAUUGCCUUGCGCUUUGGCCAGAUCCCGAGGAUCCCGUUCAUGGUAGUCACUGGUAGUAUCGAAGAGUGCUGGUCGAAGCAUGGUUGUAUUUUGGGCUUGAUCCUCGCAGCCGAUCGGUCCGUGCUACGAGUCUUGCUUUCAUUCCAGUCUGCCGUACAUGACUAUGAUAAUAGUUGGUCAGUUCUGCAAUUCUGCUUUGAAUAUGGAGGUCGCAAGGCCCCAUUCUGCUUUAUGUACUCCACGACCGUGGGGACGGAGGCAAUUCGCAAAGUUUCAGCGUUGCUUUACGCUGGAACUCUAAUUGAGAAGCCAAUGCAUAGCAUGAUCCUAAUUCACAUGCUCGUGGGGUUUGAAGGAGCCACAUUGAUAUCACCGAGACAAGCCAAGUCGACCGUGCAGAAUCAGGUUGAAGAUUCGUCCACCGGCUUCCUUUUGGUAAAGCCAUCGGGUAUUGGACUAGCGUAA
Molecule: messenger RNA, 612 nt
Organism: Pseudocercospora fijiensis CIRAD86
Lineage: Eukaryota; Fungi; Ascomycota; Dothideomycetes; Mycosphaerellales; Mycosphaerellaceae
Exons: 8
Coding region: 1-612 (203 amino acids)
Source: RefSeq, a predicted model, not a curated record